CUCACCAAUACACUAUAUGAUGAACUGAAGAAACAGGGCAGCUACCGCGAACAAAUGCAUAAUGUUGCUAAAAGAGGGAUUGGUAGUUAUUCGAGAGGCAAUAUGAAACCAGGGUGGAAGUUUACGAUAGAGGGGGCCAAAGGAAUAAAAGCUUUACUCGGACGUGUGAUGGAUAUCACAGGUCGAGUGAACGAGGUUUUCACGCCAGGCCAAGGCCUGACGAAUGCCGGGAUUGAACUCCUUGGCGCACAGUUAGCUAACAUGACUAUUGGAGACAUCAGUGCAUUGCUAGACAUGCAGAACUUAGAUCCUGUGGUUGUCUUCAAUCUGAUGAAAGAUAUGUGGAAACUGUUUGAAGCUAUUUACAACGAUCUCAUCGACACAUUCACCUCAGGGAAAAUGCUCGAAUACCUCCUCGGUGACCUCCACCUUAGGGCAACAUAUCAAUUUCCAAAACUUCACCUCACAUUUUUUCACGUAGACUACUUUUUCUUGGUCGGUGGUAUAGUCCCUAUGAACUUCGCCUUUGGUGUCCAAGGUUAUGUCGGCUUGGAGAUCGAGAUUGGUGCAAAGGUGUUAAAGUUGUUCGCAUACGCUAUUGCCACACCUAGUACUGGUAUCAAACUCUAUGGUGAAGCAGGAAUCGGCUUUAUCCUGUAUGCCAAGCUGAGAUUGACGGGGGCGAUUUGUGAAGUGAGAUUCCCAACUAUGAUGGAUACUUAUUUCUUAAAAUUUCCACUCAGCGUCAGAGUUCGGAUGGACAUAGUGUUGAUCCCGUUGAUUCUUAAGUUAAAGGCUCUUGUCACACUUGAAGUCAACCUGUGGUUUAUCAGCUUCAGGGUAGUUUUGUUUCGUGCUCUGAUAUGGAAGUAUCAGGCUCCAAGCAUCAGAGGCAACAUCUUUGACACACAUGGAAAUGAGAACGAUGAUAGUGGACCAAUUUUCGAAGCUCACGCGACUAAGGAACCGGAUAUCGAGUUUAAUUUUGACGAUGUAGAAAAACGCGAACGUCGGUCAGUUCAAUCUCGCACCAACCAAUGCCAGGUUCAUCAGAUUGCCGGGAGAGACUACACGGAGCCAGCCUUUGAGAUCUCGGUGAAGGCUACUGACGACAAAUCACGAGUGAACCUGUAUCUUGAUGUGGGUAUUGUCCCUGGUGGAAAUGAAAUACUAAAGUCGAAGAAACUUGCAGGGGAGUCGACUGUUAUGACCAAUGUGCUGUGGAAGGCAGCAGGACGCAGCACCUACUUCCGAGUCCGCGGCCAGAACAGUCAAGGUUCAAACGCGUACGUCGAUUGCUCCAUCCCAACGUAUGACUUGACUCCUCCUGUCGCUCGGGUAAAGACGAACGCCUUCAUCACUAGCAACCGACACGUCAUUGAAGGUUUCUACAGAGCGUUUGAUGACUCUGCAAUAUCACGCGAAAUGUUCGCAUUCGGUUUCGGAAAAAGCAGUCUCGAUGAUCAAAUAUCUCCUUGGAAAGUUUUUACGUCAGUUGUACCCGUUCGCUAUGGGCCUUCAGGGAAUAAUGAACAUUUCUUCACUGCGCCUGCUGAAGGGCGACUGCUCGUUUCCAUAACCAAGACCAUCUACCAGGUCCUUAAUCCAAACGAGUGUGGGGGCUACUGCCUGAAGGAAGUGCCACAUAAAUGCAUGAGCUUUAAUUACCAUUAUGGAAAGACUGGGGCAUGUGAAUUGUUGGAAGGAAUUGAAAGUAUUGACAAUAAACUGACGAAGUCGGACAUGUUUUACUAUUAUGAACGCCUGGGCAGUGGAUCGGCAGUAUCUCUCAGCAGAAAGGAUCUCAUGCUUACCCACAAUAACCUCCACUACAUAAACGUGGAAAUUAUAAACAGUCUCGGCUAUCGCAGCCUCAAGUCUUCGAGCGGAAUCCUCACCGACUUCACUCUCCCUGAGCCAGGACCAAUCGCGAAUCAAUCCAAAGAUGUGCUUGAGUUUCGCCCCUGUGGUGAUCUCAUUCCACCCGACAAGGAUGAGUGGCGUGGUCUGUGUGUCGGGGUGGACUCACGAGAAAAGAACAGUCGCGUUAUAAUUGACGGAGAGGGAUCCAAAACAAUGUUUAACGGCGGUAUUCCACUGAGAGACCUACGGUUCACCAGAUCGAAUCGUUACAUUGCUGGCAAUUGGGAUGGGUUUCAUGACACCGAGAGCGGCAUUCGUGGAUACACCUUGGCUGUAGGGGAAACCAUUUGUGAGGAACGUAUACGGGAACAUCGUGAUCCCCAUGACCAUUUGAACCACGAGUCAGAAUGGACUCACAAAGAAACCAUUGAGGUGGAUCCGCAACUCAAAGAUGGCUCGUACUAUCUGACGAUCCGAGCCUUGAACAGAGCCGAUUACGGAGGCCCUCUAGCGGUCACAGUAUGCCAUACCACUCCCUACGUGAUAGACAACACAGCGCCUAUUCUGAAAAAUAUUCGGAAUAUCGCCUACAACGAUGUGACUAGCCUUCUUACGGCAAAUCACAAUGCAAGCGACUCUCAAUCCCAUAUUAUGGCGAUAUACGCAUGCCUAGGUCGAACUAAAAGAACGUGCGACAUAAAAGAAUGGUUCCUUUUACCGGUCGAAAAAAACUUCAUUCGGAUUCCCUACCAGCUACCUGAUGGUGUACAAACAUGGGUGAAGCUUAAGGCCUAUAACCACGUUGACAUGUUCACUGAGGUUGUCGCUGAUAGUCCUAUCAUGGUUGACCGUUCUCCCCCACUGGCAGGAUCCGUAUUUGAUGGCGAGACAGUGCACGUAGAUCAGAGAUAUUUUAAAUAUCAACGUAAGAUAUGCGCCAGUUGGCUCGGUUUCAGCGAUCCACAAUCAGGGCUCACGUCGUUUGAGCUAUCUGUCGGAACCGCGCGAUUCUCUGUCGACAUAGUCAACCGGCAUCGUAUCGGCUCACAUCACAGCAGCUUCUGUAUUGACUUGGGACCAUACAACCGAACCCUCACCCACAACAGGAUGUAUUUCUUCACAGUGACAGCAUGGAAUGGUGGCAUCGUGAAGAUGUCCGUAAACGCAUCAUCUACUGGAGUUAUAAUCGAUCUAACGCCGCCUGUAAAAGGUGAGGUUGUUGACGGUAGUCUGCAAGGAUUCAGGGAUGUCAACAUAAGUUCCAUCAGUUCAAUUGUGGCUGGUCAGUUUCGGGGCUUUAAUGACCCAGAGUCCGGUAUCAAUGAUACAGAGAUCCAAGUUGAUGUUGCACCGUCUCUAACCGGAGAGUUUGAUACCGUACAUGCAUACCAGUCGAUUUACCAGGAGCAUGAUUUCCAAUGGGCUCACUUUCAUCUGAAACACAAGGACCGAGUUAGAACUUUAUUACGGGCCACUAACGGUGCAAACAAUGCUAUCACAGGCACUACCGAUGGCUUCCUUGUUGAUCUGACCCCUCCAAAACUCGACUUCAUACGCGUGGUCGAUGAAAGGAAUCCCGAGAAGGACUUUAAGUACCAGACUGUUGACAAUAAGAUGUCUGUCAGUUAUGGUUUUCACGAUGAAGAGUCGGGGAUAUAUCGUUAUAGAGUGCGAUUGUACGAGUCAUACGAGAACAGAAAGACACUUCUUGAUGAAUCGGCGUACAUCCAGGCUAAUCAGACAUUGUACAACCAUAAAGACCUGAAGAUAAAGAAUGGAGCUUACAUAUAUACUGAAGUGGAAAGUCAGAAUAUGGCUGUGCCAGGGUUGAAUGUCAUGGCUCGUUCAUCUGAUGUGAAGGUGGACACUACACCUCCAGUGAUGUCAUAUGUGCUGGUUGGUGUAAACUCUGGUGAGAUUGAAGAGAAACACAAUGACACUGUGUUUCAGUCGGUGACGGAAGGGAUUCUUGCCUCCUGGAAAGGUAGCGAUGGUCAGUCGGGGAUUGACGACUAUCAAGUGUGCGUAGGAACGUCUGCAGAUAAAUGCGAUGAGUUGUCUUGGAAGUCGAUGGGUGCAUCAGAAGAUGGUUAUAUCAAUGGUCUGUCUCUCGGUCUAACCAGCACAACGGGAGAGUAUUACUACGUCCGCGUGCGUGCCAAGAACAGUGCUGGACUGAUGUCUGAGCCUAUCACUGGGACGCGGAUUGCCGUCCUAAAUGAAGAUGCUACAGGACAUAUCGCAGACGGACCAGCCGGUACAGAUUCCAUCAAUCAGGAGAUGAUUGGCGAGGACAUUGAUGUGACACUUGACGGUCACAUUGUCACCAUGCAGUUUGAUGGCUUCAGCAGCCAUCUCUAUGGAAUACAGCACGUUGAGUGGGCCAUUGGAUCAUCACAGUAUGGUGAAGACGUACAACCAUUCAUGUCAAAGGGAACAAUCCUGUCGGAGGACGACACUUCACUGUUUGGCCACGCAGGAUCGGGAACAGCCUCAGCGCCAGUCGACCUCGAGCCAGGUAAAAUGUACUUUGCAAGCGUCCGAGUCACUACAUAUCAAGGCAACGUACUUGAAGCAUCUUCCGAUGGCUUCAUUAUCGACCAGACCCCACCUUCCAUAAUCAUUACAAGAAUGGGUCUCCACGACAAGCAGACUGCCGAUUUGACUGAAGGGAACGCUAUAUACCAACAGACAGAUGCCAUGCUGUCUGCUUCGUGGCAGUACACUGAAGACUUUCAAGUAUCCCUGGGGUAA
Messenger RNA from Lineus longissimus, 4617 nucleotides. RefSeq lists its product as uncharacterized. Lineage: Eukaryota; Metazoa; Nemertea; Pilidiophora; Heteronemertea; Lineidae. The coding region runs from base 55 to 4617 and encodes 1520 amino acids. The record is from RefSeq and is a predicted model, not a curated record. The transcript is spliced from 23 exons.